This is a messenger RNA of Schistosoma intercalatum, 1620 nucleotides long. The record is from the annotation of a GenBank genome assembly. NCBI's taxonomy places the organism in Eukaryota, Metazoa, Platyhelminthes, Trematoda, Strigeidida, Schistosomatidae.
AGGUAAGAUAGGCGGUCUAUUUGAAACUGUCAUCCAGCCUCCAAAGAAUACGUCGAUAAGAUGGUUUUAUUAGUUCUUAAUAAAGUCCAGACUUUCCCAUUAUCCAGCUAAGUUUUAAGAUUCACUCAACGAAAAUCUGUAAUCUUCUGAAUAUUCAAACAUCUACUCAGGUUAUUACUCGCAAGUGUAAUUAGUCAAGAAGCUUAAAGUUUUAAACACCGUUUGGAACAAGGAGAUUUUGGAGCUACAAUUUAGAUAGCCCUGUUAACAAGCGUAUCAGUAAAAUAUUUAUGAGCACAUGGAUUUCAUAGUAAUUCAUUUCAAGGAGUACAUGGCAAUGAGCGAUGUCAAGUAGUCUGAGUAUAUGAAAAGACUGGGACUUUCGGACAAACGUGACUGAAUUGCUGGGGAAUAAUCCAUUCAUCUAUGCCGAAAGCUAUACUGCUUAUGGUCGUUUAAAAGCAGACAACACGAAUUUCAUACACCGUGGGAGGCGGCGACUAUUUAUUAACAUAAAGAUCCAGUCACAUGUCGAAACGCUCUGGCUUAGGUGUGAUCACUAGCGAAGAGUUAUCAAAACCUUUAAAAUUGUCAAAGCCAUCUUUGGAUAGUGAUGAAGAAGACUACAACGAUAAAGAUUGUUUCCGAUUACAUGAAGCAGAUAUAGAUGGUCAGGAAGCUACGACUUUAGAGUAUGAUGAUGAAGUUAAAAUAACUCCAUUUAACAUGAAAGAAGAGCUUGAGGAAGACGGUCACUUCGAUUCCGCUGGCACUUUCAUUUUCAAGAAACAAGUUGAUGCUCGUGAUAAUUGGUUAGAAGAUAUUAAUUGGCUAGAAGUCAAGAAACACCGGAAAAAGAAUUCAUUGAAAGACACAUCGAUAAGCGAUGAACUCGGCGGGAAAGUGCUAAGUAAAGAGGAGAAACUCGCUUUGUACCAAGAACUCUUAUCUUAUUUACAACCUUCUGAGACCGUUCUGCGCAGUAUCAGACGUAUGGGUGCCUGUUCAGAUGCUAAGAAGUCCGCUUCAGCCAGCCAACGCUGGCUACGAAAUAAAAAUCCGAAAACUAAAACUGAGACCGGCAAUCCAGAAGGAUUAAUUCGUGUUACUGAAUUAGCUGACCAACUUGUUCAAGGCGGAGAUUUUGAUGUUUAUCAAAAAACAUUCGACGAUAUCAAAAAACUGAUAGAAUGUACAAAACAAUUCGCAGCAGAUGAUGAACUUGAAGUCCUCGGUCAGGCAUUUGAUGAAAAGCAAGCUGACGAUAAAGGUGGAAUCAAAUCAACCGAAGAACAUGAUGGUACUGACCAUGAUGGCAGUAAUAAUAAUACCUCAGUCAUGUGGCAUUUAAAACGUUCAAAUAAACCAAAUACAGAAAUUGAAGGACCAUACACAUCUGAACAAUUAAAAGUGUGGCUUCAAGAUGGAACAUUUAAUGACGAUGACAAUAUUUUAAUACGUGAAUCAACGAAGUCUGAUGGACAAUUCUAUAACAUCACACGUAUUGACUUUGAUUUGUAUGAAUGAGAGUAAAUAUUCACUUCUUCAAUAUUAUGUUCCCUUCGUUUAUGCGUUCUAUUGUAUAUAGAAAAAUUUGUGAAUAUAUAUGUUCGUUUUUUC